UAUGACGAGUCUGAGGGUCAUUUGAAAUUAAGAUUAGCACCUUCUUUGCUCCACCACCAAUUCAAAAUCAAGCUAGAAGAUCCUUGAGAUUCUACACGAAAUCUGUCGGAUCUUCCUUUCCAAACAGUCAGAUUUCCAAGAGGAUUUCUUGAAUCUCUCUGAUUCAGAUGGCCUCCCAUUUAAAAAGUCUCACAACCCUUCUUGGGUUUCAUCAUUUUCUUCUUCUUGAUCAUCAUCAUCAUCUUCAUCUUCACAUUUUUAUUCCUCUGUUUUUGGUUGCUUUGUUGGGUUUGGGAUCAUGGGUUUGGGAGCUGCAGAUGCCCAGUUUCAUGUUCUGGCUGUUGAUGACAGCAUCAUUGACAGAAAAUUGAUUGAGAGACUUCUCAAGACUUCUUCUUAUCAAGUUACUGCUGUAGAUUCUGGAAGUAAGGCUUUGGAGUUUCUGGGUUUAUAUGAUGAAGACGAUCAAAGUGAUAUUGCAGAAGCUCCUUGUGUGUCUCCAAACAAUCAUCAUCAGGAUGUAGAUGUGAAUUUGAUUAUUACAGAUUACUGCAUGCCAGGAAUAACAGGCUAUGAUCUCCUCAGAAAGAUUAAGGAAUCCAAGUCUCUUAAAGACAUACCAGUUGUUAUCAUGUCCUCAGAGAAUGAACCAGCAAGGAUUAACAGAUGCUUAGAGGACGGAGCAGAAGAGUUCUUUCUGAAACCAGUCAAAUUGUCAGAUGUCAACAAGCUUAGACCCCAUAUUAUGAAGGGUACAAGUACGGAAGACGAAGCCAACAUCAACAUGAGAAAGGAAAUGGAAGAAAUCCAAGCACCAGAGACGAAUAGAACAGCACAUAAUGGCUUUGAUGUUCUUUCUUGAUCAAUUAAUCAUGUAUUCUAUUUUCAUGAUUAUCACUAUAAUCAAAAACACUUUUGAUCUCCUCCAAUUUUCUACUAACCCUGAUCGUGAUUG
Argentina anserina (silverweed cinquefoil) is the source of this 955-nucleotide messenger RNA. Its product is annotated as two-component response regulator ORR9. Gene Ontology annotation, biological process: phosphorelay signal transduction system; cytokinin-activated signaling pathway. NCBI's taxonomy places the organism in Eukaryota, Viridiplantae, Streptophyta, Magnoliopsida, Rosales, Rosaceae. The coding region runs from base 299 to 862 and encodes 187 amino acids. The record is from RefSeq and is a predicted model, not a curated record. The transcript has 5 exons.